AAAACACACGUGGUAGAUUGUGGUGGUGGAAAACACAUGGCGCAUUGUUGCGCAUGUUUUCUUGUUUACAUCAAAAACUCCUUUUAAUCUGAAAUUUACUGAAUAAUGCAACGCAAUGUCUCGUUUAAUAGUGAAGAAUUUGCCCAAAAGGGUUACUGAGGCGAAAUUAAAAGAACAUUUCGGUAAGGAGGGUACAAUUACUGAUGUUCAGCUCAAAUAUACAAAAGAUGGUGUAUUCCGAAGAUUUUGUUUCAUUGGAUUCAAAACUGAGGAGGAGGCACAAGCUGCUGUGGAACACUUUAAUAACACUUUCGUCGACACAUCCAAAAUUUCUGUAGAAUUAUGCGCCAAACUAGGCGAUCCUUCAAAGCCGAAAUCUUGGAGCAAGUAUGCAAUAGACAGUUCCGUUCACGAAAAACUUUCAAAUUCAAAGUCCGUGAAAACAGAAGAAGAGGGUCCAAAUAAAAAGGAAAAGUCAAAGAAAGAAAAGAAAAAUAGUGAAAUUAAGGAGAUUAUCAAGAAGCACAAAGAUGAUCCAUUAUUCGCUGAAUUUCUCGAAAGCCAUUCCACUAAUGCAGAUAAAAAAUUGUGGAGUAAUGAAGCUCAAACUUUGCUUAAUGAAAUUAAGGAAAGUAGCGAAAGUGGGAGUGAAUCUGAUAAAGACUAUUCGAAGGAAGUCGGGGAAAAAAAGGAUGAGAAAAAACUUGAUUUCGAGACUUUCCAAACUCUGAAGAAAGCAAAAGAAAGUAAAAAACAACCAGUCAAAUUCUUUACUGUUAAAGUUCGUGGUUUGAGUUACAAUCACAAGAAAAAGGAUUUAAAGCAGUUUUUCAAACCCUUAAAGGCAAAGUCGAUUCGUGUGCCUCAAAAAAUUAAAGGAAUCGCUUACGUGGGGUUUAAAACUGAAAAACUUAUGAAGCAAGCUUUGAGUAAACAUAAAAGUUUUUUAGAUGGAAAACAAAUAUUUGUAGCCAAAUAUGAACAAAAAGAGGGUCAAGAGGUGGAGAAUUGUGGUCAUAAAAGUGACAUCAGAUGGAAAAAACAGGCGGAUGCUCUCGCAGAUGAAGAAAGCAUCGCAGAGUCUGGAAGAAUGUUUCUUAGAAAUUUAUCCUAUGUGACAAAUGAAGAUGAUGUUAGAAAACUUUUUGAAAAAUAUGGUGAUUUGACUGAAGUUAACUUACCUAUAGACAAAAAUACCAGAAAACCGAAAGGAUUCGGAACUGUGACAUUCAUGCUGCCAGAGCACGCAAUAAAAGCUUAUUCGGAAUUGGAUGGCUCCAUUUUAAAUGGAAGAAUGCUUCAUAUUUUACCUGGAAAAGCAAAACAAUCUCCUGAGGACUUACUUGACAAUGAGAAUUUGAGUUACAAAGAGAAAAAGGAAUUAAAGACAAAAGCGACUGCUGGAUCGUCCCACAAUUGGAAUUCUCUCUUCUUGGGAACUGACGCCGUUGCUGAAGCGAUGGCUGCAACUUACAAUACUACAAAAGAAAAAAUUCUUGAAGACGGAUCGAAAGGAAUAAGUACGGCAGUGCGACUCGCUUUAGGAGAAACCCAAUUAGUAGAGACCACCAAAAAAUUUUUAGAGGAAAAUGGAGUCUGUAUAGAUGCUUUCAACCAGCCUCCAAAAAAGAGAUCAAAGACUGUGAUCCUCGUCAAGAAUUUACCGGCGCAAACGAGACAAGAGGAAAUUUUAGAGAUUUUUUCGCCACAUGGAGAAGUUGGACGUGUCGUUAUGCCGCCAGCAGGAAUCUCAGCAAUUGUCGAAUUCUUUGAACCGUCCGAGGCUCGAAAAGCAUUUACGAAAUUGGCUUACUCGAAAUUUAAGAACUUACCACUCUACUUGGAAUGGGCACCAAAUAAUAGUUUCACUUCUUCUGAAAAGGUCGAUACUGGUUCCGAAAAAUCAAAGAAAGGGGGUAAAGCCCAGAAUGGGACAGAUGAAGUGAAAGAAGAAAAUGAAACUAAAGUAGAGAAAAUAGAAGAGGAAGAUGAUGAAGAUGAUGAGGAGCCUGAACCUGACACAACUUUAUUUGUAAAGAAUUUGAACUUUUCAACAGUGGACGAGGACCUGAAAAAGCAUUUCAGUCGGUGUGGUCCACUUCACUAUGCAACGGUUGCUAUGAAAAAAGAUCCGAACAAUCUCAGCGCAAAGUUAUCAAUGGGGUAUGGAUUUGUGAGAUAUAAAUAUAAAGUUCAUACAGAUCGAGCUUUGAAAGAAUUACAAAUGACAAACUUGGAUGGGAAAACACUAGAGCUGAAAAGAUCAGAAAGAACAUUGCAGACUGAUGUGCAGUCAGCGAAGAAAAGUUCAAAGGUCACUCCGCAAACAGGAACUAAAAUUUUAGUAAGGAAUAUACCAUUUCAAGCAAACGCUAAUGAAGUUACUCAGUUGUUCAAGGUAUUUGGUGAUUUGAAAGCUGUGAGACUGCCAAAAAAAUUGGUUGGGGAUGAAAAGCACAGGGGAUUUGCUUUCGUCGAGUAUUCCACUAAAAAAGAUGCAAAAGUGGCUUUCAAAGCUCUGUGCCAAAGUACUCAUUUGUACGGUCGGCGUUUGGCUCUCGAAUGGGCGCAAAAAGAAGAGGGAAUCGAGGACAUCAGGAAACGAACAGUGAAACAUUUUCAUGCAGAAAAAUCUGACAAGCGGUCGAAGAAAGGAAAGGUUGAUCUUGAAUCUCUAGGCCUCGAAGAGAAGAAAGAAGAGGAAAUGUAAAAUCUGUAAUGUCCAUUUUCCUGAGGAAUUUGCUGAAAUCUUACUGAUUGGAUAAAAAAAUUUUAUUUAAAUAUCUCGUAACAGUCAUAUGUAUAAGAAUUCCAUAUAAUGUAUUGAGAUUUGUCACAUGAAGAUUCAACUGACCAAGAAAAACAGUAAUAGUAAUAUUUUGUAAAUAUCGACUAUAUUCUGUAAAUGGCAGACAUUUAUAUAAAGAGCGAUCGUUGGCUGUGGAGGAAAAACCAAUCAGAUUUAAAGUUGAAUAUAAAAAUUAUUUUAAAAGAGGAA
Molecule: messenger RNA, 2998 nt
Organism: Belonocnema kinseyi
Lineage: Eukaryota; Metazoa; Arthropoda; Insecta; Hymenoptera; Cynipidae
Product: probable RNA-binding protein 19
Exons: 16
Coding region: 116-2710 (864 amino acids)
Cellular component (GO): cytoplasm; nucleus; ribonucleoprotein complex
Molecular function (GO): mRNA binding
Source: RefSeq, a predicted model, not a curated record